Messenger RNA from Protopolystoma xenopodis, 1593 nucleotides. NCBI's taxonomy places the organism in Eukaryota, Metazoa, Platyhelminthes, Monogenea, Polystomatidea, Polystomatidae. The record is from the annotation of a GenBank genome assembly.
AUGAGCAAUCUGGAUGACGGACCAUGGGUUUAUGUUGGCGCCACGCGUCGCACAGUGAACCGGUUAGCCACAAAAACAGAGUCGAGGUGCACUGUUGUCACGACAACAGCUGGCUCAGUCGGCCAAACUGCGUGCUCUCCCGAUGGGUUCACCGACACGGCAGCUUCUCGUCCGGCCGGCGAUCUGAAUGCGCCCGGUGAGCUGGUGGACAGCGCAUCGGAGCCCGACACUUUGAGUAACCUAGGCCUCUUGUCGCCGCCCGAAAGGAUCAUUAACUCGCCAGGGGUUCACGAGAGCCAACCAGCGCCAACGGUAGCUGUGCCGUCGAAGCCCACAAUUGUGCUCUCUGCCUCGUUGCUGCAGAACAAGGACUGGCCGGCCCGGAACGGAAGACCCAAACAGACGGACUGUGAGGCUCAGCAAGAAGAGCCAUUGGCGUGUCCGCUCGAGUCCUUUUUCAACGCCAGCUUCCUAAGGACGCAGCCACAACAGUUGCCGACGUCGUCGUCAGGAGUAGCCGCCUUGCCAGACGACUCCGUCCACUAUCUUUCUGUACCAUUGCGUCGGCGCACGGCCUCGGCACCUGUGCUGAUCCGCUGGCCGCAGGCCCACAGACCGCGGCAUCAGGUCAAAAAGUCCAAUUCCUCCGCCACCAGUGGCCGGUCUGGGACGCCAAGUGCCUCCAGACCGAUUCAGCCGGUUGCAAAUGCGAAUCGCCGCCGGAGACGGAAGAAACAGGCGACUGCCGAUUGGCCGGUAGGCAGGCACAAGACCUUUUCGCCUGACCCGGAAGAAGCAGUCGCAUCCGGUUCUCCCGGACUCCAGUCAACCAACCGAGAUUCCGAUUUCUCCUUUCACCGUCAUCUUCAUCAUGUCCGACCCGGAAAUACCAACCAGGCGUCUUCUAGCAUCACUAGCAUCAAAAAUCGAAAAAUAUCGAGCAACCUACUGCCUUUGAAAUCCCCUAACCAACAACAACGACAGCAACAACAGCACCAACAAGAGUGGGUUGCAUCACAUCAUUUCCAAAAGCAUCAGACUCCACCUACCAGACUGUCUGUUAGCGGUGCGAGUGGUGGUUGCCGUGCCGUAAUGCAGGCACGGCGGGCGGCCAACUGGCGUCACUUGGCUUCGGCCAAUCCUGUCGUUGGCAAGGCGAUUGGGCACGACGGGGGUCUCCUCUUGCCGCCGGUUGCUGUGACAGCAUCGGUACCCGGGCACACACGAGUCGAUGCUAUGACGGGUAGUCUAGCGACUGCAUGCUCAAUCAACAGUAUUGACUGCACCAACAGUAGCAUCGGUCAUAGCAACAAUAUUAGUAUUAGCCGGGCUAGCCUCAACAACCGACUAAUGCCAGCUCAACAAGUCUCUGGGCGUAGACAGUCGGUGAUAGAACAAGGCGCCCAGAAGCUGGAACUGCAAUUCUGCCGAAUCAAUGUGCUUCUGGUCACCAUGCAGAUUGGCCUGGGAGCAGCCACAAUCAGCAUUGGAUUCUACCUACACUUCGCUUCACCCUCAUUCCAGUCUUAUGAACGGGCACACUGGGCUGCCUUUCCCGUAAGUCGAGACACGCGGAAACGGAAGAUAAGGUAG